Paracoccidioides brasiliensis Pb18 is the source of this 1731-nucleotide messenger RNA. RefSeq lists its product as uncharacterized. The record is from RefSeq and is a predicted model, not a curated record. Bases 1 to 1731 code for a protein of 576 amino acids. The transcript is spliced from 2 exons.
AUGGCUGAAUCGAGAAUACUCUCUUCUCAAGCAUCAUCGCAAACAGGAGUCAGCCUGAUAGCCUCUACACAACAUCUCCGUCAGAGACCCUUUACUCGUUCGGUGGUGACCACUUUCUCUGAGCCCUCGUCGAGUCUUCCUGGGCCAGGCAGGUUGCGGCGCAGCUCGACUUUCUCUGAUACUGUUUUAGAAGCCCGCCAGUCCAUCAAGUCUUCGACGGAUGAUCUGAUUUUACCCCGGGUUGAUUCAAAAACUACACCCCUGGCCCAUAACAAUGAGUCGCAUUGGCAGUCUAUUCCGCUGGCGCUGGCGCUGUUGCCAGCCGUCUGGGGUCUCCUCUUUACCAAUGGAAGCGCGAUUGCAACAGAUAUGACCUUGCUGGUUCUGGCGGCCAUCUUUCUCAAUUGGUCCAUUCGAUUGCCUUGGGACUGGUACAGCUCAGCGCAAGAGCUGAACCCAGGACUUCCGCAAGAAGUGGCAUCCGACAUGGAUUUAACUAUUGAGGUUCCCGAAUCCGAACCCAAUAACGACGAGGAAGAGAACAAAAAACAGAAACAUUCAUCUACAAGCUCUCCAACGACACAACCACGACAAUCCGAAGUUGCCAAAGCAGCAGUCAAAGAACUCCGCCGUCACGAACUAGCAGCUCUAGCAUCCUGUUUCCUCUUCCCCACAAUUGGCGCCUGGCUCCUUCACCAAUUGAGAUUGCAACUCUCCCGCCCCUCCGAAGGCCUCGUGUCCAACUGUAACCUAACCGUCUUCCUUCUCGCAGCCGAAAUACGCCCAUUCUCGCACCUCCUAAAGAUGGUCCAGGCACGCACCCUCUACCUCCAACGCCUUGUUGCAGCAAGCAACACCCAAGACCGCCACGAGAGGAUCGACGCAAGCAAAAUCCACGACCUCUCCACCCGCCUCGGGGAGCUGGAAGUCCAUAUCGCUAAAUUCGCCGCCAGCAAACAUCAACACCAACACCAGCAUCAUUAUCACUUCAAUCACCAGCGCCAAUCCCAAUCCAAGCCGCAACUUCAACCGCAACAGUCCCCCGACAGCCCCAUAAAUGACCCCCUCUCCCCAGCCCCCAUUGCUAGCACACCAACCCCCCCCGACCAAAUCUCCACAGACCUCUCAGCCCUCACCCGCGCCAUGCGCCGCUACGAAAAGCGCACAGCCCAAUAUGCCCUUGCAACCGAAACGCGCCUGCAGUCUCUCGAGAAGCGGCUGAACGACGUCAUCGCUCUAAACGCCUCGACGGCGCAGCAGCUCAAAUCCACACCCACACCCACAUCCGCAACGACGACGAAGACGAAAACGACGACGACGUCGACAACAGCAACAGCGCUGGCAGCAACGACACCGCACCGCCUUUCGCUUUUGACGUUGUUGAAUUGGUUGUACGGCAUGGUCAUGCUGCCGGCGCGGGCAUUGUUGGGAUUGAUGUAUUUGCCGUAUCGGGUUGUGGGACAGGGGGUUGGUUGUGUCUUUGCGUGGUGGGCUGGGAGUAGUAGUGGCGUAAUAGUCGUAGAGGAAGCGGAGGACAAGAAGAAGGGGAAGGGAUUGGCGGGGGAACCAAUGCGGGGAAGCCGGGGGGGUGUAAUUACUAGGCGGAAGGGUGGUAGUAGUAGUAGUGGAACUGUUAUUAUCACCGAUGGAGGGGCUGGUUUGAGACAACCCUCUCCGCCAGCUUCGAUUUCGGUUUCGAGUGCGGGUUAUGGAGCCUGCAACUCUGAUUAA